Drosophila takahashii is the source of this 1958-nucleotide messenger RNA. RefSeq names its product brickwall (gene brwl). Gene Ontology annotation, biological process: regulation of transcription by RNA polymerase II. NCBI's taxonomy places the organism in Eukaryota, Metazoa, Arthropoda, Insecta, Diptera, Drosophilidae. Gene Ontology annotation, cellular component: nucleus; transcription regulator complex. Gene Ontology annotation, molecular function: DNA binding. The record is from RefSeq and is a predicted model, not a curated record.
UGUGCUUAGUCGCCUUCGUCGCUUGGAACGCGAAACAUACGACAUUGCCAACAAUCCAACAGUCCGCCGCCAAUUCCCGAGCACCGUGCACCGCCGACCACGAGUUUUUGAAUUCAACAUUUUUGAACGUUACGUCAGUCGGUCCGUUGCAGCAGCAACAAAAAUAUUUUUGGCGCCGUUUUAUUUGUGCGCCGAGUGUGUUGCGUUUUGAAAUCGCUGCUAGCCAGGAGCUGGUAUUUCUAAAUCGCCUUCGAGCCAGGAGUUUUCGAGAUCAACAGCCCUGUCAGAAACGACAAAAACAAAAUACGAAAAGACUGCGUGAGGGACGAAACCACCAUCGAAUAUGACAACCUCAACGCGGAGCUCUAGCAACACGAACAGCAACAAUAACCACAACAACGACCGCGAGGAGCGAACCACCGCCAGCAACACCACCUACAGCCAGCACAGUCCAACAGGAUCGGGAUCCGGAACCGCAGGAGCCACCAUUGGAUCCACGAACCGAGUGAUGCAGGCGGACGAGGACUUCAACAUCCGCUUUGUCAACCUGGUGCGCACCCACAAAUGUCUCUACGACAAGAAGGUGCCGGAAUACCGCAACAGGGACAACCAGGAGAAGGCUUGGGUUCUUAUAUCGAAGGAGACGCGUGAAAGUGUAAUCCACUGCAAGGAGCGAUGGCGGAACCUACGCGCCUGCCUGUCCCGCUACAUAAAGCAGCAAUCCGGAUCGGAGCCGCAGCACAAGCCGUACUACCUGACCGAGCACAUGGCCUUCCUGCUGCCCUUCCUCAAGUCCAGUCGAAAUUCCCUGGAGGGCAACAAUAGUUUGGCUACGCUGUACCAAAUGUCGCAGCAACACCUGCAGCACCACCAGCCAUAUCUCCUCCACCCAGCCAUCCAUGCGCAUGAGGAGCACAAAUACUGCGCCAGCAGCAACAUCAAUAAUAAUAAUAAUAACAACAAUAUCAGCAAUAACGGCGAGGAGGUCCUUGAGCUCAAGUACUCGAUAUCGGAGAAGGACGACGAGGAGACCAUCGAUGCCUUCGAUCCGGCAGUGACCAACACCCUGGGUCUGAAGCGUCCUCCGUCCACGCCCACCCACAGUUCCGCCCUUCAGAGGGGCGGCGGAGGAGGAGGUGAUUCGCCCGCCAGGAGCGAAACGGCCAGUGCGGAUAGCAUGAAGAACUUCAUUCCGGAUGUGCAGCUGGCCGAGACUGGUUCGCAACUGAUGUACAAUGAUGGCGGACAUGGAACACCACCGCCCCUGCACUACCACCCGCACUCGCACUCGCAUCCACAUCCUCUGACCCUGGCGAUGGAUCAUCAUCCUUCCUUCGAACCGGGCAGCACCAAAAGAAUCAAGACGGAAUGCGAGGCCACCAGCACGUUGACAAAUUCGGGUGGUUUCUAUGGCGGACUGAGUUCAUCGGAACUGGCGGACAUGGAGUUCUUUCGCAGCAUCCUGCCAGAUCUGGCGGCUCUUACUCCCCAGCAGCGUCGCAAGUUCAAGAUUGGCAUCCUGGAACUGAUCGACGACGUGGUAACUCGUUAUCCCGCCCCGGAGCACUGCAACGGCGGAGGAGGAGGAGUGGUCAAUGGCAGUGGAGGAAGCAGCAAUGGGGGAUCGGUGAAGCAUCAAAGGCGCAGCUCUGGACGCGAUUGGCGAAAGCAAUGAAGGCGAGGUUGGAGGAACGGAAAGUCACUAAUCCUUAACUAGAAAUACGAUAAGUUAAGAUAGAAACUUAAUGUGGAACUGCAGUUGGAGUGGCUACUAAUCGGUGUCCAAGUCAACUUCAGUCUGCUCACUGUUCAUGUGUUGUGUGCGCUCAAUCUGUUGAGUAAGUAAAUGGGAUAGACUAAUUUUUCGUUCAAGAUGUUUGUUUCAUUUCAAUAUAGACAGAAUUUUUCAAGAAUUCUCCAAAAAACGGCUCUGCCUAAAUUGAAAUCAAACACAUUUC